GACAUUAUUUAACGAAACGCGGAAUUCACAAACAAGGCAAAGGUUUCUGCCGGACUGUAUUUUCAGGAGUACAGGAGGUUGAACAACAGGAAGUGGAGCAGCAGCCACUAUGGCGGAGACGCACAGCUUGCAAGACCUACGGCAAGCCGCCGUCGCCUCCAAGGUUUUUGUUCAGAGAGAUUACACCUCUGGCACCAUCUGCAAGUUUCAGACCAAGUUUCCAUCAGAGCUGGAAAGCAGGAUUGAUAAGCAACAGUUUGAAGAGACCAUGCAGACGCUGAAUAAUCUGUAUGCCGAGGCAGAGAAACUGGGAGGAAGGUCAUAUAUGGAGGGCUGUCUGGCCUGCCUCACUGCGUACACAAUCUUUCUCUGCAUGGAGACCCAUUAUGAAAAGGUGCUGAAAAAGAUCGCCAAGUACAUCCAGGAGCAGAAUGAGAAGAUAUAUGCUCCCCUUGGGCUUCUCUUGACUGACCCUAUAGAGAGAGGACUCAGAGUUGUGGAGAUUACUAUUUUUGAGGAUAGAAGUAUUGGCUCAAGAUAAAACACACCCAAGGAUCAUGUGUGGAACGUGAUUAUUGGUCUGCUGGACUCAGUACCUGCUUCUCCAUCCCAAAAUGUCCUUACCCUGUUGCUUUAAAUGUAGAUAGUGUAUGCUAACUUUAUUUUCGGUUUAUUAUUAUUUUUUAAGAGAGUGAUUCUAUAAUGUAUCUUACAGAAACUCACCCAAUCAGAUUUCUGUCAUUUAGCAGCCCUCUGAUGUCUUAUUUUGAAUUUAUUGUACAUUUAUGUUGUCAUUUUUUUAUAAUGCUCAUGUUUACUGUAUAUACUUGUCUUGAUUGAGGAGUAUAGAUUAAGUGCACAGUGUUCUGUCACAAAGUAGUUGCAUCAUCAAUGUUGAAAUCGUUUUUACAAUCUGUUUCGAAGAUAUCUGAUCAGUUAUGGUUUUGUUAAAACUUUUUUCUUACAAUACUGAAUUUGCUUUGGUUUUGUAUACACGGAAGUCUGGAAAUGUAUUGUAUUUAAUGAAUUUGUUAUUGUAAUCGGGUUAUUCCCUUCUGAAAAUCCAUCUUAGACCAGCAUAAGAUUGUGAGCUGGUUAAAGAUGGUCUCCCACCUUGGUUUUAGCUGGUAUUGUUUUGGUCACUUUUUAAUCUGGAUUUUUAAAUCUGGAAGACCAGCUGACCCACCAGUUUUGCCAGGACCAUCUUAAACCAACUACCAGCUUAUGCUGGUCUUAGCUGGAUUUUUCAAUAGGGAUAACAUUAUAAUCUUCUCCAUUGCUCCAUCAUGUAGUGCCCCUCUAUAGCACACUGUGUUUAAUUCCUCCUUUAAGCAUUUUUAACACUACACUUGUCCAGUGGACUGCUGUACUUUUAUCGGGGUCUGCAAAAUAAUCUUGAAAACACACAAAUGCCAUAAACUCCUUUAAUAGCAUGGCUUAAUAUUACAUAACCUCCUUGUAGUCCUUACUGCUGUCAGUUUAACCUACUUCUUGCGUAAAUCUUUUUAUCUGUCUUGCAUCUGUGUCAUUUUUUGAAAAUCUUUUGACACUUAUUUAAACUAUGUAUCGUUCAAUAAAGUGUUUUCAUGAACAA
This is a messenger RNA of Misgurnus anguillicaudatus (oriental weatherfish), 1594 nucleotides long. It is a transcript of the gene golga7, whose product is annotated as golgin A7. Gene Ontology annotation, biological process: protein targeting to membrane; Golgi to plasma membrane protein transport; peptidyl-L-cysteine S-palmitoylation. Gene Ontology annotation, cellular component: Golgi stack; palmitoyltransferase complex. The record is from RefSeq and is a predicted model, not a curated record. Lineage: Eukaryota; Metazoa; Chordata; Actinopteri; Cypriniformes; Cobitidae.